Molecule: messenger RNA, 309 nt
Organism: Striga asiatica
Lineage: Eukaryota; Viridiplantae; Streptophyta; Magnoliopsida; Lamiales; Orobanchaceae
Source: the annotation of a GenBank genome assembly
AUGUACGCGAGCCUCUGGAGCCAUUUAAGGCGGCCCCCUCCAAAACCGUACCAUAAGGGACAGUGUCUACUGAGGAAGAUCUCGAUCGAGCCUAAAGCCCACCUAAGAACCUGGUGCAGCCUGUCGGACAAAUUGAUUGGAGCUGACCCUUUGAAUGCGGGCCGCAAAGGCAUGCAAGUAGAUGGAUUGGCAGACUCGGCUAUUCCGCCGUUCUCCAUAAGCGUAGACUCGAUAAAAACAGAAGAUAAGCCAAACGUUUUCUCGAAACUCAUUUGGGAGAUGAGCAAUGACCUUUCGUGCUCGUCAUAA